This is a messenger RNA of Theobroma umbraticum, 1076 nucleotides long. RefSeq names its product calcium-binding protein CBP-like. Gene Ontology annotation, molecular function: calcium ion binding. Lineage: Eukaryota; Viridiplantae; Streptophyta; Magnoliopsida; Malvales; Malvaceae. The record is from RefSeq and is a predicted model, not a curated record.
GAACUAAACUUAGAACAAACAACGCAAAAAAUCAAGCAGAAACUCAUUCGUACCAGAAAAUUGUUCUAAACAUGUCCGGUGGAUACCCCCAACACCCUCCCGGCUACGGCUACGGCGCCCCUCCCGCUCAGCCCUACUCAGCCGCUCCUCCAUACACUGCCGGCGCCCCGCCACCGCCUCAACCCUACGGGACCCCAUACGCCGCUGCACCGUACGGCGCACCUUCUGCUCCCUAUGGUGCCCCUCCUGGGGAGAAGCCGCCAAAGGACAAGCCUCAGGCACACGGUGUCGGAGGCGCUCCUCCAGUUCACGGUGGAAGCUAUCCUCCUGUAGGAGGUUACUCAAGCCCUUUUGCGGCUCUGGUACCGUCGGCGUUUCCGCCAGGGACAGAUCCUAAUGUCGUGGCUUGCUUUCAAAUGGCCGAUCAAGAUGGGAGUGGGUUUAUUGAUGAUAAGGAGUUGCAAAGUGCGCUUUCUUCAUAUAACCAAAGCUUCAGUUUGAGAACUGUUCAUUUGCUCAUGUAUCUCUUCACUAAUUCCAAUUCCAGAAAGAUCGGUCCUAAAGAGUUCACUGCAGUGUUCUACAGUCUUCAGAAUUGGAGGGCCAAUUUUGAGAAAUUCGAUAGGGACAGGAGUGGUAAAGUCGAUGCCAAUGAAUUGAGAGAGGCACUCCUGAGUCUAGGAUUUGCAGUCUCUCCUGUUGUAUUGGAUUUGCUUGUAUCCAAGUUUGAUAAAACUGGAGGCAAGAGCAAGGCCAUUGAAUAUGACAACUUCAUUGAGUGCUGCCUUACUGUUAAAGGACUAACUGAGAAAUUCAAGGAGAAGGACACUAUGUACAGUGGUAAUGCGACGUUUACAUAUGAAGCUUUCAUGCUGACCGUUCUGCCAUUCCUAAUUGCUUAGGUGUUGAUGAGGCUUUGCGUUUGUGGUGUAAUUUCCUUUAGGUCUUCCAAGUCCUGCUUUAAGUUCACUUAAGAGUUUUCCUUUCUAUAACAAAAUAAAACGUAAUCGUUUGAAGUACUUGUGUUGUCACUCUUUUGAAUUCAAUGCAAAAUAUUAUGCAGUUUUCAUGUUCAA